AUGGAUCCCCAGCUGAAAGAUGCCAAGCAGGCUCUGGCCGAGGACAAGUACGAUGAUUGUUUGUCCUGCAGAGUCACCGGAUCGGCCGCUUUCAUGGGUCUCGGAGUCUACAGCUACUACACCGGAAUGGCCAAUCUACGAAAACAAGAGAAGGCCAUCAUGCAAGGCCCUACGAAAUACAAAAUGGGAUCGCGCAAACUGGGAAUUGCCACAAUUUCCGCAACGUUAGUGGGGAUGGGACUGUGGCGGGCAUUCAAUUGA
Molecule: messenger RNA, 261 nt
Organism: Penicillium bovifimosum
Lineage: Eukaryota; Fungi; Ascomycota; Eurotiomycetes; Eurotiales; Aspergillaceae
Exons: 2
Coding region: 1-261 (86 amino acids)
Source: RefSeq, a predicted model, not a curated record